CAAGUUAAGCGCACUUCGCCGUUAAAGAGUCUUACAUCAAGAGUGCUCUAAAGAGUGCUAUAGCUCGAUCACUGAUUUAUUUAUAUAGUUAGUCAGUUUGUUUAUUGAAUUCGGAUAUCGGAACGACCGGAAGUCGGGCUCUUGUACUUCUUCGUGCAUAAUCGAUGACGGGCGUUUAGUGCGGUGGGUGAGUGCCCUACAGAGGUCCUGGAGUCCAUGUCUGCAGCUGCCAACUACGGGGAAGGGCCCGUGGUGACGGACCGGGGCGACCUCCAUGGGUUGCUACCCGAGCUUAAUGGGGUCGAGCUGGCUAUGAGCUUGAGUCCCAAGCAUCAUCAAGGAGGACAAGUCUUGAGCCAUCUUCAGCAGUUGCAUCAUUCAACGCCGUUCAGUGUUACCGAUAUUUUGAGUCCUAUCGAGGAGUCGUACAGGAAAUUGGAGUUAGCGGCUAAUCCGCCGUCGCCCUACAGGUCUACAUCCAGCGGAAGCAGCAUCAACAACUCCCCCGGAGCCGGCGGCACGCCUGGAAGCGGCGGCUGCAGCAUGAACAGCAGUUACCCCGUAAUGGGGCAGUUCGGCGGUGGCCAAUACUGUCCUGUUUCCGAAAAUCUAGGUCUUACCCCCCACUAUUCAUCAGGAUGGUACCAAAGCUCAGCAGCAGAUCCCCGAUUUGCAAUUUCCCGUUUAAUGGGAAGCUCUGCUGCCUCGGCGAACAUGGGUCAUGGCUUGAACACAGGCAUGCCCGGCCUGGGCGCGUGCGCCAUGCCCGACUCCAAGCCCAUGCAGUUCCCCUUGGCCCAACGGCGGAAGAGGCGGGUCCUCUUCACGCAAGCACAGGUUUACGAGCUCGAGAGGAGGUUCAAGCAGCAGAAGUAUCUGUCAGCCCCCGAAAGGGAGCAUCUGGCCUCGUUGAUUCAUCUCACGCCUACCCAGGUGAAAAUCUGGUUCCAGAACCACCGGUACAAGUGCAAAAGACAAGCCAAAGAAAAAGCGAUGGCCGAACAAAACCAACAUAAUCAGUCCUCCAGUUCGCCCCGUCGGGUGGCUGUGCCCGUGUUGGUCAAAGACGGUAAGCCCUGUUCCGCCGGCUCGGGGAGUACCCAAACCUCUUCGGCGACCUCCUCCGACACAUCACGCACCCAACAAUCCCCCGUGUGCCAACCCCAACAACAGGCCCAAUGUAUGGGCAACGGAAGUUUGGCCAUGGCAUACCGACAACAGAACAACUACCAACAACAAUGUGGGACUUAUCUGCCCCUUCAAACAAGGGCGUGGUAGUGACACCGUGAAUAAAAAAUUGAGCGAUACUUAAUCAUACUGUAGUCGAAUUUUUGGAUAAUAUCUCGUCCUGUUCCUUACUAAUCCGGUGAUUGCUGAGUGUGUGUGGUGUAUUAUAUACAGGGUGUUUCUCGAUUCCCCCCAAAAUUUGCAAUAAUCCGUGCAAUUGAGGACCGGACAACGCACGAUUACUUGCAAUGUAGACUGUACAUUAGGUGUACAAUUUAUUGUUAUUGAUUGUACAAACAAAAUACACGUUUUAUGUAAAUAUUAGGUAAUAUUUAUAAAUGUAGUGAUGUAAAAAAGUCACUCGUAUGUACAGAUUCUUAGGGUUAUAAUGGAAAAUGCACCGUCAUGUCAUGUAACUGUGUUUUUAAAUUCCUCGUCAAUAAAAAUGUAUAAA
Tribolium madens (black flour beetle) is the source of this 1681-nucleotide messenger RNA. It is a transcript of the gene scro, whose product is annotated as homeobox protein Nkx-2.1. Lineage: Eukaryota; Metazoa; Arthropoda; Insecta; Coleoptera; Tenebrionidae. The record is from RefSeq and is a predicted model, not a curated record. Gene Ontology annotation, cellular component: nucleus. Bases 217 to 1278 code for a protein of 353 amino acids. Gene Ontology annotation, molecular function: DNA-binding transcription factor activity, RNA polymerase II-specific; RNA polymerase II cis-regulatory region sequence-specific DNA binding. Gene Ontology annotation, biological process: regulation of transcription by RNA polymerase II; cell differentiation. The transcript is spliced from 6 exons.